AUGCAAAAUAAAAAUGUUUAUCUUUACGUGCCAAAUAUUAUUGGCUACAUUAGAAUAAUAUUAGCAUUAAUUGCAUUUAUUGUGUGUAAAAAAAAUUUGGCAGUUUUUACACUUUUUUAUGGAACUAGCCAAUUGCUUGAUGCCUUAGACGGAUGGACAGCAAGAAAGUUCAAUCAAACAUCAUGCUUUGGACAGAUAUUAGAUCAAAUUACAGAUAGAUUGUCCACGUGCAUAUUAUAUCUUCUUAAUGGAAGCGUAUACGAUAACUAUAUUAUAUUGAUAGGACUCCUUAUGAUUGCUGAUAUAGGGGGGCAUUAUAUCCAUGCAGCAUCGUGCGCUAUUGCUGGAAAUAAGACACAUAAAAAAAUCGAAAAUGGAAAUAAACUACUAAAACUAUAUUAUGAAAAACCAAGUGUAAUGGUUGCUUGUAUUAUUGCUUAUGAAUCGUUUUGGGUUUCGUCUUAUAUAUUAAAAAUUACUGACGUAAAUCACAUUUUUCACAUAAUAUGCAAUUAUACACUCAAGAUAUCAUUUCCUUUAGCGGCAUUUAAAGCGAUCACAAACAUAUCUCAGGGAAUAUAUGGCGCUCGAAGUUUAGUGGAAAUAGAUCAUAUGAAAAUGAAAAAUAAAAAUGGUCAUUAA
Messenger RNA from Plasmodium berghei ANKA, 642 nucleotides. RefSeq names its product CDP-diacylglycerol--inositol 3-phosphatidyltransferase, putative. Gene Ontology annotation, biological process: phosphatidylinositol biosynthetic process. Bases 1 to 642 code for a protein of 213 amino acids. Lineage: Eukaryota; Apicomplexa; Aconoidasida; Haemosporida; Plasmodiidae. Gene Ontology annotation, molecular function: CDP-diacylglycerol-inositol 3-phosphatidyltransferase activity. The record is from RefSeq and is a predicted model, not a curated record. The transcript has 9 exons. Gene Ontology annotation, cellular component: membrane; Golgi apparatus.